AUGAGUGCAGAUGGUAUUCUAGCGACUGUGUGUAAUCAUCCUUGGGCGACAUGCGGCAUUGUCUUCGGCCUAUAUCUGUCCGCUCUGGCAAUCUACCGUUUACUUCUGCACCCAUUAUCCAGCUACCCCGGUCCGAGGAUCGCAGCCCUAACAGUAUGGUACGAGUUCUACUACGACUGUAUUCUGCGCGGCAAAUACACCUUUGAGAUCCAGCGUAUGCACGAGAAAUACGGGCCAAUCGUACGAAUUAGUCCACACGAGCUGCACGUCAACGACCCAUCCUUCAUCGAUGAACUGUAUGCAGGCGGGGGCAAGAAACGCGACAAAUACCCCUUUUUCACAGUGCAAACAUGCAUCCCGGAUAGCGUCUUUGGUACACCGGGCCAUGACCUCCAUCGACUGCGACGCGGGGCGAUGAACCGAUUCUUCUCCAAGGCAUCCGUGACAAAGCUAGAGCCGAUGAUACGCAAGGCUGUAGAGAAGUUGUGUGCGCAGUUAGAAGGCCAUGCCGGGUCGGGAAACCCGAUCAAGAUGAACGAUGCUUUUAGCUGUAUGACUACGGACGUGGUGACGGAGUAUGCGUUCGCGAAAAGCUACAAUUUUCUGGACUCGCCUACGUUCCAGCCGAACUUCCACCGCGCCAUCAUUGCGGGCAGCGACAUGGGGCCGUGGAUUAAACAAUUCCCGGUAUUAAUGCCCCUGAUGAACAUACUACCCAACUGGCUAGUCAUGAAAGUCAACCCCGAGGCGGCGAUCUUUUUGCAGUUCCAGGAAGAUAUCCGCCGACAGAUCCGCGAGGUGCAAGUCAACAUUGCAGAAGGAAAGACGCAGAGCGCGUCCACCAAGACGAUAUUUCACGAACUUCUCACGGGAGACCUUCCGACGCAGGAGAAACGGAUCGAGCGAUUGGGGCAAGAGGGCCAGAUUGUGGUUGGUGCUGGCACGGAAACCACCGCGUGGACGCUGUCCGCCAUCGCCUUCUAUCUACUCGAUAACCCGACCGUCAUGGCCCGACUGCAGGUGGAACUGAAGCAUGCUAUUCCGGACAAGGAUAACGCUUCCGACCAAAUCACCUGGAACCAACUGGAGCAGCUACCGUACCUGAGCGCCGUGAUCACUGAGGGACUCCGACUGUCCUACGGGGUGAGUACACGACUACAACGCAUCAAUCCGCUGGGACCAUUACACUUCAGGGCUCGCAGUGGUAAGGAUGAUGCGACGGGUAAAGAGCGCUGGGUGGAGUAUGCGAUACCGCAGGGAACGCCGGUUGGCAUGACAGCGACGCUCAUUCACACGAAUCCCGAGCUGUUUCCGGAUCCGUACGUCUUCAGGCCCGAGCGAUGGUUGGACGAGCAGGGGAAACGCCAUCAUGAUCUGGAUGGGUAUAUAUUGUCUUUUUCUCGUGGAAGUCGACAGUGCAUCGGGAUCAAUCUCGCGUAUGCAGAACUAUACAUGUGCAUCGGGUUAUUGGUACGACGGCUCGGAUCUCGCAUGGAACUGUUCGAAACCACCUUGGAAGAUGUCGAGAUCCACUUUGACAGAUUUGUUCCGACGCCGAAGGACGGGACACAGGGAAUACGGGUGUUGGUUCGUGCCGAAGAAUAG
This is a messenger RNA of Aspergillus candidus, 1605 nucleotides long. Its product is annotated as cytochrome P450. The coding region runs from base 1 to 1605 and encodes 534 amino acids. Gene Ontology annotation, molecular function: oxidoreductase activity, acting on paired donors, with incorporation or reduction of molecular oxygen; monooxygenase activity; heme binding. The record is from RefSeq and is a predicted model, not a curated record. NCBI's taxonomy places the organism in Eukaryota, Fungi, Ascomycota, Eurotiomycetes, Eurotiales, Aspergillaceae. The transcript is spliced from 2 exons.